UCGUCUUCCACCCACAAUGCAUCAUCACAGCAACCACAGCUCUUCCAUGUCUGUGCUCCGAUCGUGGAUGGGAAUUACCGUCGCAUAGACGCUGUUUGGUUGCUCGGAUCACGGUUCGUAUUGGCCGACGGGUGAAAUACUAAAGGUUAAAUGCAAUCCCAACUUUUGUAAUCCGACUAAGCGGGACGUGCAGCGCACCAUGUCAACCAACGCUCAGGAUUAUGACUUUGAUGAAUAUGAGAAACCGGGUGCUGAGCGGUCACGCAGGAGGAGAGGUGAAGAUGAUCUAGAGAGUGAUUUGGAAGAGGAUUUGUUGGAGGAUGAUUGGCUCUCAGGUAAAAAGAAUCCCUCAGAAGUGUCAGAUGAAGAGCUGAAUGAUGACCUUCUUCAAAGUGAUGAUGAUGAUGUAAUUAUGAGUGGUCAGGAUGUGAGCCUCAAUGCCACAUACAGCUUGGGCACAUCCUAUAACCAGCAGGUCAACUCGCAGGAAGCAGAAUACACAGAUGACGUUGUGAACCUGGGUGCAGAGGGCUGUGAAGAAGGGAAUGUAGAGGAGGAGGGGUACCAGCAAGAAGAGUACACAGAGGAAUACAGCCAGGACAACAACGCUGAGAUGCCUGAAGACCAGAUGGAUUACACUGGAGAGCUCGCUGAGGGGGAAGAUGGCUACCAGGAUGAAGUGCUAGACAUCCAAAUCAAUGAGCCCUUAGAUGGUGAAUUUCAAGAUAAUGAAUAUCAAACCUCCUAUGAUGAUGAGCCUCUGGAUGAACAUGGAGUCCAACAGGGGGCGGCCCCAGAGGAGGAGGGGGGAGAAGAGGAGCAGGAAGAGGAGGAAGACACUGCAGUGGGUUCUCAGGUCUUUGAUAAAGAGGAGGUUGAAACAAAGGAGGAAUCAGAUGAGGAGGAUGAGGAAGAUGAAGAGUCUGGACGCAUACGGUUCAAAUCUGAGAGAAAGGAUGGCGCUGUUGUGCGGUUGGCUGACGCAGGCAGUAAUCGGAGGAAUAUCCCUGAAACACUAGAACUGUCAGAGAAAGCCAAGCAAGAUCUGAAGGAGUUUGAGGAACAAGAACGGCAGAAGAGACAAAACCGUUAUGGAGGCAGAGGAAGAGGAGGAGGAGGAGGAAUGCGAGGAAGCAGAGGAAGAGGGGGCUUCCCUGGCUUUGGAAUGGCAGAUUUUAGAGGACACAGAGGAAGAAUGAAUGACCAUAGACUUCCCUUAAUGGGAAACAUGGGCAUGCAGCAGCAGUCCUCCCGAAUGCCUCCUCCUCAUCAGCAGCAACUGCAGUCCCAGCAGCACCACAGUUCGCGUGCAAGAGGGCAUCCUCUCUUCCAAGAGCAUGGGCGCCCACUGGCCCAGCAGCCCCUCCAGCCCCUCAUCCCCCCACACAUGGCUCAUCACCGCUCCCCACCGAUGCGGCCUCAAAUGGAGCCGCCGCCACGUAUGAUGAACUCCCCACCACCUAACUUCCCCCAGCAUCACCCGCAGCAACCUCCACAACCUAAAAACAUCCACAUUAAUCCCCAUUUCAGAGGGCCCACAUCCUCCUCUGUACAAGUGCCCUUGAUGCCUCCUGCUCAGAGCCAGACCAGAUCUGCUGCAGGUCCUCAGAGGUUCCCUGGACCGGGAGACUUCCAGCAGCACAUGCCUGGUAAUUUUGGUCAGCCUCAGCGGCCCCCUCAUCACAUGGAGCCCUUUAGGAACCAGCCACCUCAAGGCCCCCAGGACAGAGAGCCCCUCUUUAUGACAGAGCGCACAGAGUCAACACGUUUUCCCGGGCAGCACAUGUUUGAUCACCAGGGCCCCAGCCCUCUGAUGAACAGCAGUAACAACAUCCACCACCAGCAGCAGCUGCCUGGACAGGGUCACAUGGGCUUUGGUCCACCAGGGCCAGCUUUCAACCAACCCAGCCAGGGCCCGCUUGGACUGUUUUUGAGAGAUCCCCCAAGACCCAACCACCCUCCCCACCAAGGUCACCAAGGAAUGAUCGGCUUGAAUCAACAAGGUGGCCCCCCUCACCAGCCCAGACCAUUCAUGGGCCCUCGUCAGCCAUUUGGUCAGCAGGGGAACAUUUUUCCCCCUCCACAAGUUCAGUUUGGGAUGCAGGUACGACUGAGAGGCUUAAUGCAUGGUCCUCCCGUCUCCCAGCUUCCACAUCACGACUCACUGUCACCCCAUCAGCCCAUGCACCAGCACCAACAGCAGCAACAUCAUAGGCAGGAGGUAUCCCAUCAUCAUCAUCAUCAGCAGCAGCAACAGCUAAAUCUCAGUGAGCCUCGCCCCAUGAUGCACCAUGGCCAGAAUCCCUUCCAUCAACAGCAGACACAUGGUAGCCCCAGGCAGAUGACUCCCCGUCCUCAGAACCCCCAACAACGCAACAUGAACAACAGGCAGAGGAUGAACACACCUGUCUCCAAGCAAAUGCAGCAGCGCAACAGCAACCUUCGGGAGCUCCCUGUAGCACCUGGCAACACAAACAUGAAUUGUGCCCGCCCGGCCUCCUCCCCCGCCGCCAACGUCAGGCCUGUUGCCAAGGCAACACAGGGGGUGCGUCCUGGGCAGAACGCCCAGCCAGUCCCUAACCGUGGUAGAGGAAGAGGCCAAGUUGUUGCCAGUAGUAAGUUGCAGCCUGGGGGAGCAGGCAGGACAGUGGUUUGCAAGGAAAUGAGCCCACCAUCCAGCACCCUGCCACAGGACCCUGAUGAGGACGAGGAGACACGGCAGUAUCGUAGAAAGAUUGAGGAGCAGAAGCGCCUGAGAGAGGAGAUCCUAAGGAGGAAGGAGAUGCGAAGGCAGAUGCAAGCUGGCGUCAGAAAGAAGGAGCUGAUGGACAGGCUUAAUUCCCAGACAAACACUCAAACCCAAGGCCCCACUCCUAUGCAGAUUCAACCGGCACAGCAAAAUCAACAAAUACCACACCCUGUACAACAACAACAGCCGCCGCCACCACCACCACAACAGCAGCAGCAGCAACAACAACAACAGUCACAGCCCGAACAGCAAAGACAAUUUCCUCAGAGAAUGCCACAAUCAUUAAAUCAGUCAUUAAAUAAUUCUAAUCAAGGCAUCCCCAUCCCUCUGCAUGGUGCCUCUCAGACCCUUACACCACGUCCCAAUGUCAAGACACGCCUGCAGAUGAUGAAAGGUAGCACCCCACAGCCACUGGCACCCGGGCCUGUUCCAGACCAGCAGUGGAAACCACCUCAACAAAAUCUGCUGCAGCUGCAACAACAACAACAACAACAACAACAACAACAACAAAGGAACAGUGCUCUGCAGAAUGUAAACAGACCCGUGGCUCAGAUCCAGAAGAACCCCUUAAUUCCUUUGGCGGGCCCUGGCCCGGCUCAGGGUCAGAGUCAGAGUCAAGGACCUAAACCUGGGGCUAAAAGAACUGUGAUGCAGCGAGCCAAGAAUUCUGCUGUGGAAGGUCAGCAGGUGCCGCAAAAAGUCAGAGUCGUCAAACUUGGAGCGAGUGCAAAGGGGCCUGAGGCCACCGGCGGCACAGUGCAGCAACAAGGCACCUGGCCACCAACUGCUCUCAACCAGGGUGUCCAAAGGAAGGUUACCAUGACAGGACAGCAGCUACAGGGACCAGCCGGAACACCGCAGGCUUGUCGAGGGGGCAUGGGAAACCCACAGCAAAACAGAGUUGUGGUGUCGGCCCGAGGUAGAGCGGGUGGUCCAGUGGGUCGAGGUCGUCCAAUGUCCACCAGACAGAGCCAAAAAGUUACAGAGAGCGAACGCUGCACUGUGUCCAUAGAGGGCCUCUCCUCAUCCACAACUGACGCUCAGCUGAAGAACCUUCUCAGAUCCAUCGGCCCCAUCGAGAUGUUCAAAAUGAUGCCACAGCAGAGGAAAGCAAUUGCCAAAUUUUCCAGUCCCCAGCACGCAGAAAGUUUUCAAAUGAGCUUCCAUAGGCACAUGAUUGAUUUGUCCCACAUUGACGUGUUGCUGAUUGAUGGAUGAGGAGCACAAUUGAGCCCAGGAGUCCUGUUACAAGAAGUCACUCUCUCCUGACGUGGGCGCUUCAUGUGUACGGCUCCAACUUGGCAUUGGAGUAUUUCCUCAACCCAUUUCGGGGUCACUCACGAUCAACGUCAGCACGGAAGCAUCAUUCAUCUCUUAUCAACUCGGAACAAUGAACACAGACAUGUGCUGCGAGCCCGCCCGUAUAUGACAUGUAUGUCCACCGAUUGUCUAUUGUUGUAACGUGGCACUGGAGAGACACUAGACCGUUAAUCCUACUUUGAUGUAGUUUGUGAUGAACCUUUUUGUGCAUCUUACACGGACACUUAGUAAAACAUAUCAUGAGAUAAUGGUUGCUCCCCUCCUCAGUAACGUUAAUUACAACAAAAUGCAAAAGGACACUUGGAACGUUGUAAUUCUGGUGCGACAAAUCAUAUUUUUAUUCUUAUUAUUUGUGUCUCUGUGUUUGGUUUACAUGCAGGGAAUGGUUGUGGUAGAUUGUGGCCAGUUUAUUCACGUUGCAGUGUAUCUCCCCUUCUCUAGAUGGCAGUAUUUCAUCACUAUCAGAUCUAAAUUUUUUCCCCCUUCCAACCCAAACCCGCUUUCAGUUAGAAAUGAGUCUCAGAGCAGUUUUGGGGUGAAUAGCACAACCUAGUGGAGAACCUGCAUACAGGCACAGAUGCGGCCUAGGUGGAUGAUGAAACAAUGGACAUGUAGCAUUGACUAAAGCCAAAUGAAUACAGGAUGUAACAUGAAUAAUGUUUCGUUUUUUCUUAAUUCCCAGCAGUUCUGGGAAUUGUGGCUGUGUAGAUUUUCUGAUGUGUUAAGUUCCAGUGCCGCUUCUCAGACAAACUGUUCAGAUCAAAUCUCUAGCUAAAGUUAAUUAACAUUGGUCGUUUGGCUUUGCUCUUUGUUCCGAAUGUUAAGGGAUCUUUUAACUAUUAACACCUGGAAUGUGUUUUGGGUGCGUAUUUUAGUUGUAUGUCUGAUUAUUGAGUUAGAGUGAGCUUUCUAAUAUGUGCUGAGUGUGCUUUGAGGCGGUGUGUUUUUUUAGGUUUUAUAUGAUUACGAGUUGAAUGUAUAUUGUUGGGAAUUUAAUAUUUGUCUUAUUUGGUAGACCAGAAAGACUUGCAUACAGUUUUCUCAGUAUAUACACACGGUUGUUUAAAUUAUUUGAGCUAAAAAUACAUUUGACCCGCUUUCAGACAUAACUGUUCUGAAUCUGUGUCUGUUGAUAAUUUGAUUCUUUAUCAGUGAGCUGAAUUGGGUACCUGGAAUAGCACUUGGCACUUAGCAAUUGGUAACGCAGAUGUUUGGCACAAUAGUAGAAAAGUAAAAGAAAUUCACCAAAAGAAACUACCCCGCAUGUUGAAUGUUCCCUUUUAUAGUAGGCAUUCGCUAUAAAUUCUCGGCUUUAAAGUAGAAUGAUGAUGAUAAUAAUAGUAAAAAUAAUAAUAUUACUAUAUAAAGGUAAAAAAAAAUAUUUCCAAACGUGGGAGAAAGAAUAUACAGGAAGUUGUACAAUCACUAAUGCAACUCUUGAUUUUCUCUGAGCGUGUCCUUGUUUAGGGAAUGCUACCACAACACUGAAAACCUUUAAUUCCCUAAAUACCUAAUUUCCAUGUCUGGCAUUUUUGUUUAGAUGUAGUAAAUUAGACUCUUAGAAAUUAAACUUUUCCAUAAUUCCAUGAUUUUUUUUUUCUUAAUCCCACCACAUUUGCCUAUUCCCCGGUUUAAUAUUUGUCAAACUGAAGCUGGUCCUCUAAAUAUUCAAACAUCCUUGUUUACUAAUAACUGAAGUUCAGUGGUGACUUUUUUGAUCGGGAUCUGACGCAGGAACGUGAGGGGGCAACCAUUAUCUGUGUAGUGAUCAUGUACAUAAGUAGACCAGCUUUAAUCUAAUAUUUAUCCUGUUAAUCUUUUUUUUUUUGAGUUCUUCUUCACUCAUGUUGUAUCGAGUUAAAACAUUUUUAUAUGUAGGAUAUGCUGAUGUGUCCAGACAUAAGUCAUUUUACAAGUGUUUUGUUUUGAAUUUAGAGCCUAAAUGACUGGACCACAUUUCUGUUUAUAAGAUAUCUGACUAAGUUUAAGCAAAAACAAGAAAAUAAAAACAUGGCCAAUAUACCGUGAACAUGCAGGUAUGUAAAUCCGGUCAAACUACAGCCCAAAGAUGUGUGGUUGUGUGUGAUGUCCAUGUGUCUGGUGCCUUUAUGAUGAAGUAUCUUUCUAAUUUGUGCCACAUUUUAAUAAUUUCUACUUUACCAUAUUCUAGUUCUUGGGUAUUCACCUUGAGACGUAUCUCAUAUAUACUUUUGAAACUAUUCACCAACCUGGGAUCAAUGCCCAACUCUUUUUUACGAUUAAUUCUAAUUAAUUUUAUUUAUUUAUUUAUAGACUGUAUAAAUAAUAUGGCAAGAAAUGCUACCUCAUGAAAAUUAAGGGGGAUGCCACUGAAUUAUGCUUUAAUCAUAAACGAGAAAUUUUGCCCUGCGAAUUUAACCUUGAUGUCAUACUGAUGUAGCCUGGGACCCAGACGAAUUCUGGGAGCCCAUUUAAAUUUGCUCUGCCAGGAUACGGUCUGGAUCCCCUCCAUUGGGAGGUGAUUUCCCCCGGCAGAAAACUUGCCGGUCCAAUCACAACCAAUUAUCUGAUAAUUUGCGGGGUUGACACGUGGAGAGAAACAACUUUUCUAAACAACCAAGGCUGCCGUUGAUGAACGAGCAUUUGACCAAAAGUCCCCAAUAUCUUCAAAUUUCUCCCACAAAAAUGGCAACACUGGUUUACAGACGUUGUGGAAUCAUCAUCACAGACAUCUCCUCUCUUCUCUAUUCUGUUGACACUUUCGCAUCGCUCAACGGACGUCACACGAUUCGUCUUCGUCCAUUGGUAACGCCUCUUGGAAAUCGAAAAUGAACCGAGAGUUUCCAGACUAAUAUGCAUUUGAGUAUUAGUGUGGCUCCGCCAGGCUAAUACUGAUGUGCAGCUCCUGAGAAUGAGGAAGAUAUAGGAACAGGUUUGGUUAAUUAUGACUUCACUUGAGUUUGGGGGUUAGAGCAAAUUAUAUCAUAAGAAAAAUUGGACACACAACACGUUGAAAUCCUAAAGUUUUUAAUUUAUCGUCGAAAAAUGAACUCCUGGCUAUGCAUCUGGAUGACAUCACAGAUUAAGUUCGCUAGUUUUGAGAUUCAUGAAGUAAUGGUUCAUCAGUGGUUCUCAAGUAGUUAUAUUUGCCUGUGUUUUCUGCAUGUGUAAAUCAAAUUCAUAAAUUUAGUGGUAUUUCCCCUGAGUUAGUUAAUACUUGAAAUAAUACCAAAUCUAUGAAGUUGCUCUUGGGGAUCCUUGCCAGUAAAGGUCACUAGAUUCUCACUUUGCUUUUAAUUACCAAAGGGAUUUGGACGGACGCGGUGUCUAAAUGUUCAAGCCAUAAAAUUCUUUCUUUCUUCUUGUAAAAGGUUGGUUGGGUUUUGAGUAUUUUCUAUGUUGUACAGUUGUUCUAAACUGACUUCUUUAUGUUUUAAUCCUUUUGUUUUGAGUUCAACUGAUGUGGAAAUUUUUUGUUCUCAUGAAAUGUAUUUUCUGUCUUCCAUGUUGUGGGUUAUGCGUGAUUUUCAGUCUUGUGGUAAAUCCUGUGGAUUUGAAAUCGUAUCGGCAAUGCCAGUCAUAGUGAUAUUGUUAUAAGACAUCCGGUCUUGUAAUGCCAGAACAGAUUCAUAUUGAAUCUAUUUGUACUUAAUGCUAAGAAUUUUCUUACAUAUAUAUAUUUUUAUAUAUAUAUAUAUAUACACCUUGAGAUUUUAGAUAUGAUGCCGUUUUCUGUGCUCACUGUCAGAUGUGUACGGGGCUUCUUUGUGUCUGCAUAAGGGACCUUUAUAAAUGCUGCUGAAGACUAGUAUCCAAAUGUUUUACUGGUUUGGGGUCAAAUAUGCAGCUCGUUUGAGAUCUGCCCAACACUAACUUCAAACUUUUUCUUCAACAGGUCCAUUUGGUGAUUAACGGGCACUGAGAUCUCGCAGGCUGUGGCUGAAUUAAUAAUCAUUUCAUUCUUUCUUUUUCCUCCAGGUCACAUCCAUGUCUACAGAGUGGUUUCACAAACAGUGAUCAGUGUAGUAGAAGUCAAACGGCUUCACCAAGUGCUUGGCAUGUUUUAGCAAAUCAACAAGGUGGGUUGUAAAUGAGUAAUGAUUUGCUACUGACCGUAUUACAAAUAAUACAAUUUGAGAAACAUUUUUUUCCAGCACUUAAAACUCAUGCAUAUUUCAUGAUAAUGCUUGUACUUCACGUGAUAUUUGAUUUGGCCAGUAUAUUGUUGAUUUGCUAAAACUAGCUCCAGUUUCUACCUCUAAUGUAAUCGUCCAUGGCAGGUCAUUCAACAUUACUGACUGCUGUUUUUAAGACAUUUCCAGAUGGCCACCUUAACUUUUCUAUCCUGUUGGUAUAGAAAAUAUUCAAUCUGAUGCAUGAUUAUACAACACAUCACCAAAACUUUCAAAGGGUGCUGAUCUGUUUUAUUUACUCCAACUCCAAUCGUGCUUUUGUCUUUUAAUUUAAGAUUAUAGUUGAUAAAAUAUUCUUUGUACCAGCAAAAUUUGGCAUAAUGUGUUGUCAAAUGACAGAGUUUUUCACCCCCUAAUUUGCCAUUUAUUAAUAUUUUAGGAAAUCAGUGAUUUGAAUCGGUUAAUAUUAAUGUAACCAUCAAAGGAAUAUCUUAUCUUUAUAUAAAAGAGGUAUUGAUUACAUGAGAGGUAUAAAUAGGUUGAGCAGAAAGCUAAACCACUUGUGGUGCUGCACUGUGGGCUGUUGAAGGUUGUAGCUGCACAGACGUUUUGUUUGGAUGACACUAUUGAGAUUUGUCUCAUGAAAACGCACUUUAAUGUGACCACAUCAUCAAAACAAUGAUCUCUUGGUUUUAACGGAUUUCUUUUUCAGCAGCACACUGGUGGGAAGAGCACUUUAUCCAUUAAACUGCUCUGUCAGUUUUCCUGCUUUUAACUCACUCACUUCACAUUCUGGACUCUUCCACAGAGACCCAGCCUGCGGCCCUGGGAUGAAGACUUUGCUUGAACUUACUUUCCUCACUAAACAGAUGUUGCUACAUUCAGAGUUCUUGGGCCUAUCACAUUCCCUCUCAUUACUGCUUUUCCCGCCAUCGCUCUUCUUCCAGCUUGCAUAUAUAUAUACAUAUAUAUAUUUUUUUUUUUACAGUCGCUCAUCUUUUCCCUGAUGCUGCCAUUGUUGAACUUAAGACUUAAUACUUCUGUAUCAAGCAGGGUGGCCUACCUGGAUUACCGUUGUUUGUUAGCCCAGUGGCUGGAGGUUUCCCUCUCUGUGACGACUGCCGGGUUCACAGAGCUGACCCUGUAACUCUAAAGCCGCUUUAUGGCGUUCACUGCACCAAAGGUCAUCCCAGCUCCAUGACAUUCUUUGUUUGGUUGGAUUAAAAAAACAAAACAAAACAAAACAGACGCUACAGUGGUUUCCUCGUCUUUGAACAGUAUGGUGCAGCAAGUGAUGACUGAAAGUCCAACCUGUUGAGCUUUGCCUGAAACUGUUGACAAACGUGUGUUGCCACCCUUCACACUGAUGUAUCAUAUGAAGUAAACAUGUUUUAUGUUGGAAUAUUCAAAAAGUCUCUAUGAAAGUAUUCAUGAUACUGUAAACUGUGGUUUUUGUAAAAAGGCAAAAUUAUUUUUAUAAGAAACUAAGUAUUUUUUGAAGAUGUGGAAAUUGUUUACAUUUGAUACCAGAAACUAAAGGGAAAUAAACUCUAUGACACACA
Scophthalmus maximus (turbot) is the source of this 9743-nucleotide messenger RNA. RefSeq names its product RNA binding motif protein 33a (gene rbm33a). Bases 200 to 3967 code for a protein of 1255 amino acids. The transcript is spliced from 19 exons. NCBI's taxonomy places the organism in Eukaryota, Metazoa, Chordata, Actinopteri, Pleuronectiformes, Scophthalmidae. The record is from RefSeq and is a predicted model, not a curated record. Gene Ontology annotation, molecular function: RNA binding.